Messenger RNA from Gossypium arboreum, 1107 nucleotides. RefSeq lists its product as uncharacterized. The record is from RefSeq and is a predicted model, not a curated record. The transcript has 4 exons. Gene Ontology annotation, molecular function: RNA binding. Gene Ontology annotation, cellular component: catalytic step 2 spliceosome; precatalytic spliceosome; U2 snRNP. NCBI's taxonomy places the organism in Eukaryota, Viridiplantae, Streptophyta, Magnoliopsida, Malvales, Malvaceae. The coding region runs from base 81 to 647 and encodes 188 amino acids. Gene Ontology annotation, biological process: mRNA splicing, via spliceosome.
AAAAGGAUGUUUUAGCCUUUUAGGCUUUUGUCCAACCACAAAUAUGAACCCAUCAAAUUUUGAGGGCCAAAAGAAAAAAAAUGUUUCAAUUUGGUCAUAAAAAAUUCUCAAAACAAAAACCCAUCAAGGCUUUGGGCAUUUGUAAUUUUCUUUUUUCUCCAAUGGCAGUACUUUGGUCAUCUUCUUCAAUUUCACUACCGCUUCCCUCCCUUCAGCCUCCAAUACCCUCCACAAUCACCUCAAAAUGCUCCAUCUCCAAUCCCCAUAUCCCCAAAACCUUUAGAAUAGGCUUCCCAUAUUUGACCCAUCAACCCCUUUGCUGUUCUUACUCCACUUCUCAAUCAGAACCUCCUACUUCUCCUUCCACUGGGGUUUUCAUCAAAGGAUUGCCUCAGUCAACAGCUGAAGGACGUCUCAAGAAAGUGUUUUCACAGUUUGGGGAGGUUAAAGAAGUCCAUGUUGUGAGGGAAAGAGUAUCCAAGCAGUCUCUAGGAUCCGCUUUCGUUUGGUUCGAUAACGAGGAGUCUGUGCGACUAGCUGUUAACGAGUUGAAUGGGAAGUUUUUCGAUGGCAGGUUCGUUUCGGUUAAAAUUGCUGUACCUGGAUUGUCGAAGAAACGGGGAAGGACAACACCGUACAAGUUCUAAACUUUCCAUGGAUCAUUUUAUGCCGACAAAAUAGCAAAAUGGCCUUGAUUUAUUGACAGAUAUGGAUAGCAUCGACAGGUAAGAACUAAAUCAAGUGCUCAAGGAGGUGAUAUGCAGUCUUUACCAUUCUGAACACUUGAAGUUUUAGUGUACAGAUUACACAAAUGCAAAAGACUAGGGUUGGAUUAGGGGUCUAAGUGUUGCAUUAGGGUAUACUCGAUUUAUUUCGGGCUAUUUUCAUAUAUUUGAAAGAUCAUAUAGCAAUCUUGUAUCUGUUUAUCUGUCUGACAUAGGUGUCGGACACGAGUAUUAUACGAGUAAAAAAACCCGGGUUAAUAUAACCCUAAAGCAAGGAGAGUUAAAAUAUUAAAUCCUAUAUCAUGACUUUCCAUUGUAGAGAUAGUUUGUGUAGUACUUCCAUUUUCUUUUCAUAAUUUCAUAUCUGAGUUACCUUUUAUAA